CGUGGCGAUAAAGCAAAUUAUAUAUUAUCAUUUUAGGAGUCCCCUCUCUCUCGCCCCACAGAGAAACCUCCAGCAAUGGCGGCUUCUGUCCCAUGCUGCACUCACCCUCCCUUCUCCAUAAAUUCUUCUUCUUCUUCUUCUUCUUCUUCUUCUUCUUCUUCUUCUUCUUCUUCUUCUUUAUCGGGCAGCCUCAGUUUGCAUUGGUUGCCUGGUAUUCAAAGAGUUAACCGCAGAUCAGUCAGACAAUUUAAGGUGUCUCGAGCAAAGUGUUGGUUCAAGCUUGGGAAAAAUGGGAUCGAGUUCGAAACAGAUGAUGCAGAACAGGCAAUGGGAAGAAACUUACGGGCUCAGUACUUCACCAACUUCAACACCGAAAAGUUCUCCUCGGCAAUCGCCCUAGGAGCUCUCCUGGCCACUGUUGAGCUGCCGGCAAUGGCAGUCACUGGAGUGAACGACGAAGAAGAUCUCAUUUGGGUCCUAACUCAGCUGGCCAUAGUUGCCUUCUUGUAUUUCCUCGUGGCACCACCAAUCAUCAUGAACUGGCUCAGGAUUAGAUGGUACAAGCGGAACGUCUUCGAGAUGUACCUGCAGUUUAUGUUCGUCUUCAUCUUCUUCCCCGGGGUAUUGCUGUGGGCACCAUUUUUGAACUUCAGGAAAUUCCCGAGAGAUCCAUCGAUGAAGCAUCCAUGGUCUGUGCCUGAAGACCCUUCAAAGAUCAAGAACGCAUACCUCAAGUACCCUUUCGCCCAGCCCGAAGACUAUGAAGUAUGAAUGAUCAAAUCUCACCAAAUUACAGAUUAAGGGCCAGUAAAGAGUUUGAUCAGUUGCUUCAUUGUAUGACAGAAUAGAUUAUGCAGAAGGCAUUCUUACCAUCUUCAGUGAGAAAUGCCAAUUCAGUCUAUUUAGUCUUCAAUUUCCAAAGCAUUCUCCGAGCAAAGACGAUGGAGCCAUCAUGGCAGAAAAAUGAGGCUAGAUGAUGGAGCCAUCGCAGCUGAUAUGGAAAUGAAACGAAAUAUUCAGUACA
This is a messenger RNA of Punica granatum (pomegranate), 1024 nucleotides long. The record is from RefSeq and is a predicted model, not a curated record. Lineage: Eukaryota; Viridiplantae; Streptophyta; Magnoliopsida; Myrtales; Lythraceae.